Messenger RNA from Diversispora eburnea, 1524 nucleotides. The record is from the annotation of a GenBank genome assembly. NCBI's taxonomy places the organism in Eukaryota, Fungi, Glomeromycota, Glomeromycetes, Diversisporales, Diversisporaceae.
AUGAAAAGAAAAUUUGUCGCCAAACUUCUUCAAGAUAACCCAAAUGUUAAAGCCGAGGGUACCGUAAUUUUCACUCAAGAAAAGGAAAAACCUACUCAAGUUGAAAUAGACAUCAAAGGUUUAACACCUGGAAAACAUGGUUUCCAUAUUCAUGAAUUCGGGGAUAAUACUAAUGGAUGUACAUCGGCUGGACCUCAUUUUAAUCCAUUUGGUAAGACACACGGAGCUCCAGAGGAUGAAAAUAGGCAUGUAGGUGAUUUAGGUAAUGUCACAGCAGAUUCUAAUGGAAAUGUUAAAACGACAAUUACUGAUAAGAAUAUUAGUUUGUAUGGAGACAAUUCCAUCAUUGGACGAACUAUAAUUGUUCAUGCUGAUGAAGAUGACUUGGGUAAAGGUGGUCAUGAUCUUUCUCCCACAACUGGUAACGCAGGAGCCCGAGAUAAAACAACAACAACUGUAGUGUUACCUGCUGUAUUUAAAGCUCCAAUUCGACCUGAUGUUGUAAGAUUUGUUCAUAAAAAUGUUUCCAAGUGUAGUCGUCAACCUUAUGCCGUAUCAUCAAAAGCUGGGCAUCAAACUUCGGCUGAAUCUUGGGGUACGGGUCGUGCUGUUGCUCGUAUUCCUCGUGUUUCUGGAGGAGGUACUCACCGCGCUGGACAAGGAGCUUUUGGUAACAUGUGUAGGGGAGGUCGGAUGUUUUCACCUACAAAAAUUUGGCGUAAAUGGCACGUCAAAACCAAUUUAAAUCAAAAAAGAUUUGCUGCUGCAUCAGCUUUAGCAGCAUCUUCCAUUCCUUCCCUUGUUUUGGCCAGAGGUCAUCGUAUUGAAGAAAUUGAAGAAGUCCCAUUGGUAAUUUCGGAUAAUAUCGAAGAAUUAGCUAAAACCAAAGCUGCCGUCGAACUUUUAAAAAAGGUUCAUGCUUACAGAGAUGUAGUUAAGGUUUCAAAUUCUCGUAAAUUAAGAGCUGGUAAGGGUAAACUACGUAAUAGGCGUCAUCGUCAACGUCGAGGUCCUUUGAUAGUUUAUAAUGAAGAUCGUGGUCUCGUUAAAGCUUUUCGUAACAUUCCCGGAGUUGAGUUGGUGAAUGUUAAAACUUUAAAUUUAUUACAAUUGGCACCUGGUGGUCAUUUGGGUAGAUUUAUUAUUUGGUCACAAUCUGCCUUUUCUUUGUUGGAUGACUUAUUUGGAACUUAUAAGAGAGCUGCAAAAUUGAAAAAAAAUUAUCGCCUUCCAAGUACUCUUGUUUCCAAUCCAGAUAUUACUAGCAUCAUUAAUUCCACUAUUAUUCAAAAAGUUCUUCGACCAGCAGGAGAAAAACAUCAAAAACGUCCUUGGACUCAAAAGAAAAAUCCUCUUCGUAAUAAUGGUAUAAAAAUCCGAUUAAAUCCUUAUGCUAAAGUUUUACAAAGAGCCGAAAUUAUUAGGGCUGAACAACGUAAGGCUGGUAAAGUUCAAAAAUCAAAGAUUCACCGUAAAGCCUCAACUAAAGUUUCUUCAUAUCUUGUUAGGCGAAUAAUUUGGUAA